AUGACGGAACUAAUGAAGUCAUCAUCAAACUCAACCAUCAGCUCAAUCAGUCAUUCCUUUAACCCAAUACCAUCAGCAAAGCCCUACUACUUCAACUACUCAGUUCAUUUCAUCACGCACUUAAGUCUUACCGUUUACCUCUAUUACACAAUGCACUCCUUCAAGUUCCUCGCACCUCUCAUCCUCGCCACCCUCGCCUCCGGCCUGGCCAUCACCCCCAACUCCGCAGCCCUCGAAGCCCGCCAAGGCAAGACCUGGAACAUCAUGACGGGCUCCGAGGACUGCGGCGCCGACACGGCCAACGCCUGCAUCCUCCGCGGCGGCGACCCGACCGUCGUCGAGGACAAGAGCCCGCGCUUCUCCAACGGCAACGUCUGCCAGGGCCAGACGGCCUCGUUCCAGUCGCGCCACCCGCACCCCGACGCCGGCAGCGUCGCGAACCCGCACUGCGUCAUCACGGCCAGGAUCGACGACAGCUGCAAGAUCAACGGCAAGAGCGGCGCGCAGGAGAUCGGGCUGAGCAGGAACACGGAGAAGACGACGCCUAUCGGAACGCCUGAGACGGUGGGGGAUGUCGAGUUCAGCGGGAGCUGCGGGGCUGGGACAUACAUUGGAAGUGAGAUCAGGCUUGUUUAG
Colletotrichum karsti is the source of this 636-nucleotide messenger RNA. RefSeq lists its product as uncharacterized. The transcript is spliced from 2 exons. Lineage: Eukaryota; Fungi; Ascomycota; Sordariomycetes; Glomerellales; Glomerellaceae. Bases 1 to 636 code for a protein of 211 amino acids. The record is from RefSeq and is a predicted model, not a curated record.